Messenger RNA from Symbiodinium necroappetens, 1662 nucleotides. The record is from the annotation of a GenBank genome assembly. Lineage: Eukaryota; Dinophyceae; Suessiales; Symbiodiniaceae.
AUGAUCUAUCGGCCACCGGAGAUGGUUGACUUCUUCGCGGAGUUUCCGAUCUCAGAAAAGGUCGACGUGUGGAUGAUCGGCUGCAUCCUGUACACCUUGAUGUUUUACAGGCAUCCGUUCCAAGACGAGUCGCCCCUGGCCAUUGCCAAUGCUCGCUAUCCCUGGCCGUCUACACCGGAGCAUUCCGAGAAGCUGCGGGAUCUUACACACUGGCUCCUGGCGAGGGAUCCCUCCCAUCGCCCGGACGCCGCAUCGCUUCUGUCGCUGCUGGUCUGCUUCGAUGAGGCAGAGGUAACUCCGCCCAAAGCCGUCCUCGAGAAGUCGGAGAAGUUUCGCCGGCUCUAUGAGCCCGGCAAGUCCUGCCGAGAGCCGCGAGAGCCGCAGUCGCCCAGUGCUGGAAGCGAUGCCCUGGCCGGCGACAGUGAACGGAAGAGGUCUAAACCGCACAAGCACCGGCAGACCUCCAAGAAGAAGGCACAGGCAGAAACACUGCCCGAUGAGGGCUGGCCAGCUGCGGUGUCUCCCGAGCUUCAGUGGGCCAACUUUGAUGGCUUCCACCAGGAGCCUUCGUCGGCGGGUUCAGCAUCGCCCAGUCGCUCGGAAGCGCCGGGGCGCGGUGCCUGGGCCCACUUCGAGGAGGAACGGACACGGCCCAUGGAGGUUGCACCGGAUCCUGUGAGUGCAUCAAUUCCACCGGAUCCCUGGUCAGCAUGGAGCAGCCCAACGCACGAGCCCUCCACUGGCUCCCAGUCGCCGGUCAAGGCUCCAAACGUCGUUGUCAAGCCACCGGACUGGGCAGGAAGAGGUAGUGUUGCCUCGGAACGCACAGAUGCUAGGUGGCCCCUCGACUCAAUCGAGGUGUCCGCCUGGCCGGAGAUGCCGGAGCAGGAGAUCUGCGGUCCUUAUUGGUGUCACGCUGUUUCAAAGAUGCCGCAGCGGCAGCAUCACCCCAUCGUCUUCGGAAAGCGCACCGCAUCCAGCUUCGCUCACUUUGUGGCCGGUUACGUCUGCGCAGGUUACCAUGUCGACAUGGUGUCUACGAAUGCCGCCUUCUUGCUGUGGCUUGCAGGCCUUGUCUAUGCCCUCGUGACCCCCUGGACGGUUGCUGAACACGCAGAUAAAGCUUGGAUUCUCAUGCUGAGCGCCUUCUGUAACUUCUUCGCGGUGGCCACCACGCGGUUCAACGACUCGGGCUUCACUAGUGGAUUGGCAUUCUGGCUUCCACCCUUCUUUUUCUGUAACUUCCUGCUGCUCCUCGUGGGUGCGCUGCCCACCAUGUUGCUAGAAGGAUGCCUCUGUGGGUAUUUCGUGGCAUCAAGCCAGACCGCUCCGGUAACGAUGGGCGUCUGUUGCCUGCUGGCCCUGGCGGCCGUCUUCUUCUACGAUGUCUGGGCCUGGAUGCCCAAGCUGGGCCAUCUGGGCGGUGCCGGGAGCUCGGAAGGCUUCGACAGCUCUUACCAGCGGGCCGGCUUGCUUCCGACUGCUUUUGCAGUACCCUUCGUGUUGUCGGCAUCCAGCACGCCACUGCUGAACGCACUAGGCCUGCCCAUCGUGCAGACUGCAGGCAUGCUAAUGGUGAUGGCGAUUUUAGUCUGCCUUGCAAUUCUGUGCCUCGUCACGAGGCCAUCAACCAGGCAAAACCUCUGGAAUUUUGUCUCCUAG